AUGGCUGCUGGCGCUAGCAGUGGAUUAAGCAAGGGCAGGAAAAUGGUGGCGUUUUUCGCUUCAGAAAUCCGGAGCAUUUGCACUUGCCUAAUCCCGAAGCGCACACUCGUUCAGAGUCCGUUCUGGCAGCGCCAACGUUUCGUCGCCGGCCACCACCGAAAAGAACAAAUCUUCGAUUCAUCGCCAGUCUACGUUCCAAAGUGUCCCAGCGAAAAGAUCGAACUUGUGGCCAGCGGCGUGGCGUAA
This is a messenger RNA of Soboliphyme baturini, 246 nucleotides long. Lineage: Eukaryota; Metazoa; Nematoda; Enoplea; Dioctophymatida; Soboliphymatidae. The record is from the annotation of a GenBank genome assembly.